CCACCCAAGCACCAAGCACCACAUGGCGUCCCAUCUCGUCCCCGUCCCUGUCCCCAUCCCGUCGCCGUCCCCUUACCCGAAGCUUAAGGAGGAGGAGGAGGAGGAGGAGGAGCGCCCUGUGGUGGUAGUGGUGGAGGGGUACUUUCCACAAUUUACAUAUAUAAAUUCCCACGCCCGUCGGGUCGCAGAUCUGCCCUGGUUGAUGGAGGGUUUUGCUGACCCGACUGAUCAACCUCAACCACGCAAACAUCCCAUCCCACCAGCGCAGCCGAAACAAAAAUCCAAUCCCUUCGUCUGUUACUUUUUUGGCACGCUCCUGAAUAAAGCGUGAUCCGUCCACUCUCUUGUUUGUUUUAUUUAUUUUAUUGGCCAUGUGGUUCUGGAAAUAUGUUACGAAGGCCUUGGUGUUGGCCGCGGUGGUGGUGGUGUCGGUGCAUGCGCAGGAGACGGAUGUGGUGUUUACUUUCCCAACGCCCGGCGCAAUAGUGCAGCCUGGGAGGGAUAUAACCAUUACUUGGACUUCGAAUUCCCCAGGGCCAGUAUCGUUGGUGCUUCAAGCCCCAGAUGCAGAGAUAUCAAUCGCUACCGACAUCCCCAACACUGGCUCCCACACCUGGCGGAUCCCACCGAGCACCUCGGGAGUAUUCGCCCUAUCCCUCCACACCUCCAACGGGAUCACAACGAUCAGCGAGCCAUUCAACAUAUCCCCCAGCCCACCCGGGCCGCCAGGCCCCCCUUCACCAGCACCGACUCCACCACCAGGAGUCCUAACAACCCUCCUAAUAAUCACGACCUCGACCCUAACCAACGUCACGCACACCGCCACCGCAACGCAAAAGCCGCCGUCAAUAACCGACACGACCCUCCUGCUAGACACGGCCUCGCCCACAUCGACCGGCAACCCGACCUCUGCGCCCCCACCACUAAUAACAACCGACACGGUAGUGGGUGGAGAUGGCAGCGCGCCGCCAGCCGCAGUAAUCGCUGGCGCGACUAUUGGCGCCGCGGCGGGCGCCGCAGUGCUGCUGGGUGCGUUUUUCUGGUUGUGGAGGAGGAGGGAGAAGAAUAGGGAGGGAGAGGUCAGUGAUGGCGAGGAACAGAGGAAUCGCGAGAUGAUCACCCGCGGCAUGGGUGCGUAUCCGGGGAGGCAGUUUGGUGGUCCUAGCAGUGGCGGCGGGGGGAAUCUGGGCGGUGGUGCUGGGGGUGCGGGCGGUGCGGGCGGUGGGGUCGGGAGUCAGUACGCCGCCAGCAGUCUGGGUGCGGCCAGUCAGUACGCUGCCAGCUUUAGGACCGGUGGGAGCUUGAAUGGCAUGGAGCAGUAUGCGGGCACCGGGGGCGGUGGGAGGGGCACGCUCGAUGAGUAUGGCCGCACCAAGGGGAUGGUUAAUAGGUUUUAGUGCAGAUGUGGAAGGAUGGGCGGGUGAGGGUAAUGGUGGUCUUUGUCUUUAUUGGACAUGAUUAAUGUAUACACG
Messenger RNA from Tricharina praecox, 1472 nucleotides. RefSeq lists its product as uncharacterized. NCBI's taxonomy places the organism in Eukaryota, Fungi, Ascomycota, Pezizomycetes, Pezizales, Pyronemataceae. The record is from RefSeq and is a predicted model, not a curated record. Bases 372 to 1397 code for a protein of 341 amino acids. The transcript has 3 exons.